GCUCUUCGGUUGGAUUAUAUCUAGAAAAUAAUUUAAUUACUAUUAAAAUAAAUCCAAAUUCUUCUAUUCUUCACGUUCACGAGCCGUCGAGCUCUGCUUCAUAGUCAUAGAUUUCAGAAAAAAACAGUUUCUUGUUUCGAAUUUGUUUCCUUUAGAGCGAUUUCAGUUACCUUUCUUUGCAAAUAUUUGCUUUCUUUUACAAAAUCUUUUGGGUUCUUUAUGGUUUGUGCACCGGAAAGUGUUGCUUGCUUAUUUGUUAGACUAAGAAUUUGAUUUCAAUGGAUCGAAACUCUUAUAGGGUUUCUGUUGAUUUUGUAGUAUCAGUUUGAUUCAUAGCUCAUGAAGAUGCGGAAAGAUGGCUCUGAUGCUGAUGCUGCAGCCGUGGACUGUGGUGGUGUUCCCCUGCCGGGACCAGACCAGGACAUUGACCUGGAGAAGCAGGAGCAUACCAGUGUGUUGCCGGUAGAGGAUGCUAAUUGUGCCUCAUUGGAGGAUUCAAUCAAUGAGCACAAUCCAGGGUUAAUCACCAUUGUGAUUUCUGAUGGGGAAUCUCGGACCACUCAGGAAUUUGUGGGGAAGCCUCUAAAUACUGUGGAGUCUGAUAAGGACCAAUUACCCUGUGUGGCUUCUCCCAAGAAGAGUUACUUAUCAAGAAAUUCAAGCUCUCACGAGCAAUGCAGAGUUUGUCAGCAGGAGAAGGAAGAAGCUUUAAUUGAUCUUGGAUGCAAAUGUCGAGGUGGUCUUGCAAAAGCCCACCGAUCAUGCAUAGAUACCUGGUUCCGCACAAGAGGAUCAAACAAAUGUGAGAUAUGCCAAAAUGUGACGGUGAACGUGCCACCUCCAGAGCCCCAGCAAGUUUCAAAUUACUGGGUGUGGGGGAUUGAUACAAACUUCAGAUCACCAGAUCGUGAACGAGGUUGCUGUAGUCCUCUUUGGGUUGCUCUCUCAAUACUUGUUGGUGGUCUCCUUUUGGACGUUUUCAUAUCCGUUACUCUUGGAGUGUCUGCACUGCCUGUGAAUAUUAUAGUUGGGGUCAUUGUGGUACUUGGACUUGUAACUGCACUUCGAUUGACCAUGGAAUUCUGCCAUGAAUGGAGAAUGAGGAGAAUAGUAGAAACAGAUGUGAAUCUUGGGUAUCAUCCUGGUUUGUAAGUAUAAGAAGAAGAGCAGUGUCACCAAAGGGUCAUUGGUAACCUCUUCUGUAUACUGCCUGAAAAUGUUGAUAUUAUUUGUCCUUUUACUGCAGCAUUUCGUGGUCACAAUCCAUUGUGAUGUACCAUUUUAGGGUUGGAAACAUUUUUUUUGACAUAUAUAUAUCUCAAUAUAAAAGGGAAUUGCUAUGUGGCGCUCUCUUA
Messenger RNA from Tripterygium wilfordii, 1355 nucleotides. Its product is annotated as E3 ubiquitin-protein ligase MARCHF2-like. The record is from RefSeq and is a predicted model, not a curated record. The coding region runs from base 340 to 1152 and encodes 270 amino acids. Gene Ontology annotation, molecular function: zinc ion binding. The transcript is spliced from 7 exons. Lineage: Eukaryota; Viridiplantae; Streptophyta; Magnoliopsida; Celastrales; Celastraceae.